ACGAUGGUCGGUUAAAUUCCAGCAUCUUUCUUUCGCUUCAUUUCUUUUUCUUUUUUGUCAAGUGGAUGAACUUCAUCAACAAGGUUUUUUCUAAAAAGCAAGCAUAUUUUCAUCUUUCAAUAUACAAGCAGCGAGUUUGGUUGAGCCCAGCACCAAAAGCUUCAAGGUGCUGCAUUAACUGGUACACUCAAACGUUUGAUCAAUAUUUUUAUGAUAUGCAGCUGAAAGGAUUAACUCAACUGGGAUCCACCUGCCUUAUGGUUCAACAAUGAGAGACCUAAGAUGAAUGCAAGUUCAAAGGAAGCAGAUUCUUCUUCUCCCAGACAACAAAGCGACACAAAAGAUGCCAAGCUGAGCAGUCAAGGCCAAUCUAGCUCCUCCCAAUGGUUAGGAUUGAAGGAUCCACGAGUCGUACGCGUUUCGCGUGCCUUUGGGGGAAAGGACAGACACAGUAAAGUGUGCACCAUUAGAGGAUUGAGAGACCGAAGGGUGAGGCUUUCGGUUCCCACAGCUAUUCAAUUGUAUGAUCUUCAAGACAGACUCGGACUUAAUCAGCCAAGCAAGGCAGUCGAUUGGUUGCUGGAUGUAGCGAAACAUGAAAUCGAUGAACUCCCUCCACUCCCAUCGCCUCCACUAGGGAACUUUCCCUUUAACCAUCAAAUGGAAGCAGCUGGUGCUUCCCAGUGCCACAAACAAGGGCUCAAAACCAGUAGCAGUGUUGAUUUGGAAGAUCCUGCAGGUGAGUUAACAAGUUCCAGCUGUUGGAACUCUGAUGCUUUUUGGAGGGCUAAACGCAAAGAAGUUUCAAGGGAAACGACCAAUGAGAAAGAUGAUUGGAACAAAAGAAAUGAAGAGGAAAAGCAACAACAAGGCAUGUUAAGCAAUGCAGUUUCAUAUGUUUCUUACUAUCAUUUUGAACCUCCAAGUUUUCCUUCAUCAAAUUUAGGUACCCAUGGAUUUGCUUCUUCCCACACAGAAGAUCUACAUAAUUUUAAUGUUGCGCCAUUACCAUUUCCAUCCACGUUGUCCCUAUCAUCUGGUUCUCAAAUGCUUGAUCCUAGACAACAAGUUAACCAUUUCCAAAUGCUCAACUCGGCUACUCAAACCUUGUUGCCUAGUUCUCUUAACCCUCCACCACCCUACUCAAUAAGCCAAUCUAUCAGACCCUUCCAUUUGAGCAUUAACAGCAACGGAGGUCAGCCUGAUAAGGAACAUGAGUUUCCUUCUAAAUGACAAGAAAGAAGUAAUAAUCAUUGAGGAGGGAUGAUUAGAAAGAAAGGUACUGUUUGAAUCUAUUUGCAUACUUAAUCUAAAGGCAUUUCUACUUGUAAGUUUUGGUUAUAAGUUAUGGGGGAUAACAAUCAAGUUUUUUGUGUUUUGAUUUCAUUGUUUGUGAUUCAUUGGGUGAUAGGAAAAACCAGAUCUUCAUAUA
Molecule: messenger RNA, 1432 nt
Organism: Hibiscus syriacus
Lineage: Eukaryota; Viridiplantae; Streptophyta; Magnoliopsida; Malvales; Malvaceae
Product: transcription factor TCP13-like
Exons: 2
Coding region: 283-1233 (316 amino acids)
Cellular component (GO): nucleus
Molecular function (GO): DNA-binding transcription factor activity; sequence-specific DNA binding
Source: RefSeq, a predicted model, not a curated record